GUAGGUAGGGAUUGAGGACGAAAUAUAUAUAAAUCGAACAAUAUCCGACUGGACUGGAUGUGUGGUGAUGCUCCAAAAUUGAAAUAGAAUAGAAACAAGAGAAGGAACUAGAUUACCCAUUUAGACUAGACGGAGCGCGAUGGGCACGAGUGGGGCGUUAUCGUCGGGGGGCGCCGCCGCGUUAUCGUCGGGAGCCGCCGCAGCCUGUUCGGCUUUCCCUUGCACAGAUAUCACCAAAUUCAAAUUCAAAUCCAAUGCCUUAUUUUCACCAAAUCCAAGGCGUAACUGCUGCUGCUACUCAAUUAUUACUCCUGCUUGCACUGCCACAGUAGCAUCUACAUCUUCAUCUUCCUCUACGGCAGCAGCAAGUAGUACUAGUAGCAGAGGAAGAAGAAAAACACUAGUUUCAUUCUCGGUGGCUUUACGGUCCAACAAUUCCGCAACCAUGGUGACAGAAGAUGAGGAAGAGGAAGCGAAGAAGAAGAUUGGAGCGAAGGUUAGGGUGAAGGUUCCGGUGAAGGUUUACCACGUGCCUCGAGUGGCGGAGGAACUGGAUCUGUGUGGAUUGGAAGGUGAGGUGAAGCAGUACGUGAACCUGUGGAAGGGGAGGCGAGUUUCAGCUAAUCUUCCUUACAAGAUUCAGUUUGUCCAUUCAGGAGGAGUCAAGUUCUUUGCUCAUCUCAGAGAGGAUGAGUUGGAAUUCCUUGAUUGAACUAUCCUAUCCUCAUUUCCUUGCCUUCUUAUAUAUCAAUCAUCAUCCAAUGCAGGCAGGCAGGCAAAUACCUCUCUUUGCUCUUCCUUUUAUUUUCAUAAUAAAAUAUGUAUGUUUUUGUUAUAAUAUGAAUGAUGUGUAUAUACAUAUGUUCUUCUUCAAUCCAAUCAGUUUUACUUGUUUAUCACUUCA
Messenger RNA from Populus euphratica (Euphrates poplar), 904 nucleotides. RefSeq names its product ferredoxin-thioredoxin reductase, variable chain, chloroplastic-like. The transcript has a single exon. The coding region runs from base 140 to 712 and encodes 190 amino acids. Gene Ontology annotation, biological process: photosynthesis. The record is from RefSeq and is a predicted model, not a curated record. NCBI's taxonomy places the organism in Eukaryota, Viridiplantae, Streptophyta, Magnoliopsida, Malpighiales, Salicaceae.